This is a messenger RNA of Cyclospora cayetanensis, 579 nucleotides long. Its product is annotated as thioredoxin-like protein 1. Lineage: Eukaryota; Apicomplexa; Conoidasida; Eucoccidiorida; Eimeriidae. The transcript has 7 exons. The record is from RefSeq and is a predicted model, not a curated record. The coding region runs from base 1 to 579 and encodes 192 amino acids.
AUGAAACCUCAAACACUCUGUUGCUGCGGAGAAGCUAUCUGCGCUUCAGGCGCUUCCAGUACACUUAAAUGCGAGUGCCGAAACGAGGCGACACCCAACGCCCUCCUCUCUCUGCUAAAAAGCCAAAAGAGCGACUCCGAGUCUCCAGACACCCCGCUUGAAUCGGGAAAUGAGGAUCCUCAGCUCUUGAUAUCCUUGGGCUUCUCAGUGCCGGUCCGUCUUACGGGUUUGCGAUUAAGGGCCCCCAUAGGCGCUGCGAAAGCGGGGGAAGCCCCUCGAAGAUUGCGUAUAUUCUUUAAUGAUCCCACGAAGUCUUUCGCUGAUGCAGAGACGGAUCCGGCAACCGACGAAUUUGAUGUGCCUGAAGGCGAGAGCUUUGAGGCAGGCAUCAACUUUCCCCUAAAAUCUGUGCGCUACAAAUGCGUAGCUUCUCUCCAGGUCUUUGUUGCUGAUAACGGAGGCGCCCCCGUCACCAAAAUAUCCGAGUUGGACGUCUUUGGCACGCCAGUCGACAAUCUGCAAAUGAAGGACUGGAAGCCAGUGAAUUCGGAGGACGCAAUUGCCCAGAACGGCAUCUGA